Messenger RNA from Oreochromis aureus, 1769 nucleotides. RefSeq names its product potassium voltage-gated channel subfamily A member 3 (gene kcna3a). The transcript has a single exon. Bases 83 to 1636 code for a protein of 517 amino acids. Lineage: Eukaryota; Metazoa; Chordata; Actinopteri; Cichliformes; Cichlidae. Gene Ontology annotation, cellular component: voltage-gated potassium channel complex; membrane. Gene Ontology annotation, biological process: protein homooligomerization; potassium ion transmembrane transport. Gene Ontology annotation, molecular function: delayed rectifier potassium channel activity; protein binding. The record is from RefSeq and is a predicted model, not a curated record.
UCGGCCUCAGCUUUCCAAAGCUGUAAGCUUUGGCUGGGAGUGGCGUGGCGCACUCUGCUCCUCCAGACUGAAAACCACCUGUAUGGAUGACCAGACCUCUAGCGUGAUCCUUCCGCCCGCGUCAGCGGGACACAGGGGAAGCAACGAGUCUGACAACCGGGGUUAUGCCGAGGAGGAGAAGGGCGUCAUGACGGUGGAAAACAUGCUGGAGGAGUCCGCCGUGCUCUCAGCGCCUCACCUGUCGGUGGACCGAUAUGAGCGCAGCCGCCAGGGAUGCUGUGAGAGGGUGGUCAUCAACAUUUCUGGUUUACGUUUCGAGACGCAACUGAAAACUUUCAGCCAGUUCCCAGACACGCUGCUGGGGGACCCGAGGAAGAGGAUGCGCUACUUUGACCCACUGAGAAACGAGUACUUUUUCGACAGGAACAGACCAAGCUUUGAUGCCAUCCUCUACUACUAUCAGUCAGGAGGACGAAUACGGAGACCUGUUAACGUUCCCAUUGAUAUUUUCUCAGAGGAGAUCAGGUUUUACCAACUCGGUGAGGAGGCCAUGGAGAAAUUCCGCGAGGAUGAAGGGUUUAUAAAAGAAGAGGAGCGCAUCCUCCCCAAAAAUGAUUUCCAAAAACAGGUUUGGCUUUUGUUUGAAUACCCUGAAAGCUCUGGGCCAGCAAGAGGGAUAGCCAUCGUUUCAGUGCUUGUUAUUUUAAUUUCAAUUGUUAUUUUCUGCAUGGAGACUCUGCCGGAAUUCCGGGAUGACAGAGACCAAGCCACAGUGGCACCCGCAGUUAAUGGCACUGCUCCCUUCAUGUCAAGUCCAUUCACAGACCCUUUCUUUGUCAUCGAAACGUUGUGCAUCAUAUGGUUUUCUUUCGAGUUGCUGGUCAGGUUUUUUGCCUGUCCAAGCAAAACUACCUUUUCCAAAAACAUAAUGAAUAUCAUUGAUAUCGUCGCCAUAAUCCCCUACUUUAUCACUCUGGGGACAGAGCUGGCCGAGAGGCAAACCAACGGCGGUCAGCAGGCGAUGUCCCUCGCCAUCCUGAGGGUGAUAAGACUGGUGAGGGUCUUUCGUAUUUUUAAGCUCUCCCGACACUCAAAAGGACUUCAGAUUUUGGGACAGACCCUCAAGGCCAGCAUGAGGGAACUUGGAUUGCUCAUAUUUUUUCUUUUUAUCGGAGUUAUUCUCUUCUCCAGUGCAGUUUACUUUGCAGAAGCAGACGACCCCACUUCAAGUUUCUCCAGUAUCCCAGAUGCGUUUUGGUGGGCAGUUGUCACCAUGACCACAGUUGGUUAUGGAGACAUGCAUCCGGUCACUAUUGGUGGUAAAAUAGUGGGCUCUCUGUGCGCAAUAGCAGGAGUGCUGACCAUUGCCUUACCCGUGCCAGUGAUUGUGUCCAACUUCAACUACUUUUACCACAGAGAGACUGAUGGAGAGGAGUACCCACAGUAUCACACUACAGGUAGCUGUGAGCACCUCCCCUCAGAGGAGUUGAGGAGGUCGUGCAGCUCCUCAUCUCUCAGCAAGUCAGAGUACAUGGUGAUAGAGGAGGGCAUCAACAGUGCGUUCAAACAACCCAACUUCACCACCGAAAACAACCAGAACUGCGUGAACAUCAAAAAGAUCUUCACGGACGUGUAAAUGAAACCCGCCAUGGAUCAUUUAUGAAGCAUGAUGAAACAGUACCUAUAAUAUUUUUAUAUAGCCACUUGUAACGUGUCAGUCCAUAUCUGUGGAUGAAAGCUGCAAAUUUCUGUUUUAACAAGGUAUUAAU